AUGAGGGCAAGCGAAUUUAUCCAAUUCUUCGCCUUCGGCGGGCUGCAAGUAGUUGCUGCCGCUGCCACAAACAAUGGCGGUGAUGGCUUGGCAAAAUGUCCUGGAUACAAGGCUUCCAAUGUGAAGAAGACGAGCAACGGAAUCAAAGCAGAUUUGCAUCUUGCCGGUCCAAAGUGCAACGUGUACGGCAAGGACUUGGAUAACCUGAAGCUUGACGUUACUGUUGAAACAUCGGACCGUAUUCAUGUCAAGAUUUAUGACGCUGCGGAACAAGUCUACCAGGUUCCGGAGUCCGUGUUCCCUCGCCCCAAGCCAGGCAAGGCCAGUAACGCGGCCUUGAAAUUUGACUACAAGGAGAACCCAUUCUCCUUCAAAAUCAGCCGUUCCAAGACCAACGAAGUUCUCUUUGACUCGUCUGCUGCAGGUUUAGUGUUUGAGGACCAGUAUCUUCGGUUGAGGACUCACCUGCCCACGGAUGCCAACCUGUAUGGCUUGGGAGAACACUCCGACUCCUUUCGGCUACAGACCACCAACUACACACGCACCUUGUGGAACGCUGAUACUCCUUCCAUCCCUAAUAAUUGGAAUCUCUACGGUACUCAUCCUAUUUACAUUGAGCACCGCGAAAAAGGAUCCCACGGCGUCUUUUUACUCAACUCCAAUGGCAUGGACGUCAUCAUCGAUAAGGACCACUCUGGCCAGUACCUGGAGUAUAAUACCCUGGGCGGCGUGUUUGACUUUUACUUCUUGGCCGGGCCAACACCCAUCGAAGUAACCAAGCAGUAUUCCGAAAUCACCGGCCUUUCAGUUACAGUACCCUACGCUGGCCUUGGUUUCCACCAGUGCCGAUGGGGCUACCAGGACGUUUUCAACGUCGCCGAAGUUGUAUACAAUUACAGCAAAGCCGGCAUUCCUCUCGAAACCAUGUGGACCGAUAUCGACUACAUGGACGGGCGAGCUAUCUUCUCCGUAGACCCCCAGCGAUUCCCCAUGAGCAAAAUGCGCGAGCUGGUAGCCCAUCUGCACGCCAACAAGCAAAAGUUCGUCCUGAUGGUUGACCCUGCCGUCGCGGCCAAAAACUACGGCCCGUACAACAACGGAGUCAAGGACGACAUCUUCCUCCUCAACUCCACCAAGCAGACCUUCCACGGCGUCGUGUGGCCCGGCCUGACUGCCUAUCCGGACUGGUUCUCCAACGGCGUCCAGGAGUACUGGAACAAGGAAUUCGCUGAAUUCUUUUCUCCGCAAACAGGCAUCGACAUCGACUACCUGUGGAUCGAUAUGAACGAACCGUCCAACUUUUGCGAUUUCCCAUGUCUUGACCCUGUGGAGGCUGCUAAACAGUACCCUCCGCCGCCGCCACCAGUCCGUAACCCGCCAAGAGAACUACCAGGGUGGCCGUGCGAUUUCCAACCGGCCGGCACGAACUGCAAGCGAAGGGAAGCAGAGCAGCCAUUAUCAGUUGAGAAGAAAACAUCCGUCGACAGUGGCGUGGAUACCCGCGCAGAAGGUGUCCCAUCCACCUCUUCCAACAAGUGGAAAGGUCUGCCAGGCCGUGAACUCAUCUCUCCUCCGUAUGCCAUCCACAACGCCUACGGACCACUACCCCAAAAGAGCAUCAACACCAGUCUCAUCCACCACAACGGCCUCACGCUCUUCGACACACACAACCUCUACGGGACCAUGAUGUCCGCCGCAUCCCGCAAGGCCAUGCUCGCUCGACGCCCCUCCAGCCGACCACUCGUCAUUACGCGUUCCACCUUCGCCGGCGCAGGCUCCCACGUCUCGCACUGGCUGGGCGACAACGACUCCGACUGGCCGCACUACCAGUGGAGUAUCCGCCAAAUGUUACAGUUCAACUCCAUCUUCCAGGUAUCAAUGGUUGGCUCAGAUGUCUGCGGCUUCAACAAGGAUACGACGGAAGAGCUCUGUGCCAGAUGGGCCAUGUUGGGUGCCUUCCAGCCGUUCUAUCGUAACCACAAUGCAGAGGGCCAAGUCGAUCAGGAGUUCUACCUAUGGAAGUCAGUCACCAAAGCUGCAAAGAAGGCCAUUGACAUUCGGUACAGAUUACUCGACUAUUUCUACACUGCGAUGAUGCAGCAGAGCACGGAUGGAACACCAGCGCUCAACCCCAUGUUUUAUCUGUACCCCAACGAUAAGAACACAUUCGGGCUAGAAUUGCAAUUCUUCUGGGGCCCGUCGCUGCUCGUCGCGCCAGUUACACAGGAGGGAUCUACAAGCGUGGAUGUAUAUCUCCCCGACGACAUCUUCUACGACUUCUACACCCACGAGCAGAUUCGCGGACAAGCAAAGACAAUCACUAUGAAGGACCAGGCGAUCACGGACAUCCCGCUCUUCCUGCGCGGUGGCGUCAUAGUUCCCCUGCGUGUCAAGUCCGCCAUGACGACGGACGAGCUGCGCAGCCAGGAUUUCGAACUGUUGGUUCCGCUGGGCAAGGACGGUAGUGCCAAGGGAUCGCUGUACCUGGACGAUGGGGAUAGUUUGGACCCCAAGGAGAAGUCUCACAUUGAAUUCGAGUACAACAAGGGCCGGCUUGUUGCCAAGGGCACGUUUGGAUACAAGACCAAGGCGAAACUGGCAAAGAUUACACUUCUGGGCGUCACUGGUUCCCAGGCCGCCAGGGCGACCAAGUCGGUGACUGUGGAUAAGCAGCUUUCAGAGUCCUUUACUGUAGAUCUGUAA
This is a messenger RNA of Pochonia chlamydosporia 170, 2703 nucleotides long. Its product is annotated as alpha-glucosidase. Gene Ontology annotation, biological process: carbohydrate metabolic process. The record is from RefSeq and is a predicted model, not a curated record. Gene Ontology annotation, molecular function: carbohydrate binding; hydrolase activity, hydrolyzing O-glycosyl compounds. The transcript has 3 exons. Lineage: Eukaryota; Fungi; Ascomycota; Sordariomycetes; Hypocreales; Clavicipitaceae. Bases 1 to 2703 code for a protein of 900 amino acids.